Molecule: messenger RNA, 6517 nt
Organism: Mixia osmundae IAM 14324
Lineage: Eukaryota; Fungi; Basidiomycota; Mixiomycetes; Mixiales; Mixiaceae
Exons: 18
Coding region: 276-6179 (1967 amino acids)
Biological process (GO): microtubule-based movement
Molecular function (GO): microtubule binding; microtubule motor activity; ATP binding
Source: RefSeq, a predicted model, not a curated record
CCGCCGACGACGUGAAGGCGCCGAGCGUGUGAGCUGUUCAAGAUCAGCAGCUGUUGCCGUACAACCUCGGCUGUCCCACGGUAGUCACGACGCAUCGACUGACACGACUUGAGGACCUCAAGGCAAGUUUGUUCAGGCACCUCAUUGUCACUGGCCGCGCCGGCUGCCAACGCUCGGCUAGCGAUCACACGGCGCACAUCUCCCGGCUCGGCAGCACUGUAUGUAGAGCACAGACAGUCGGUCCCACUCGACAAAGUGCGUGAUCAGUGCCCAGGAUGAGCAACAAUAUCAAAGUCGUCUGUCGGUUUCGACCGCCCAAUGCAUUAGAACUGCGGGAAGCUGGCGGAGAGCCUAUCGUAUCGAUUGACCCCGAAGGUACAACGGUCAAGCUCAAGUCCCAAGAUGCGCUACGCGGCCCCGACGCGAACGGCUUCACGUUCGACAGAGCGUUCGAGAUGGACACGAAGCAAGAGGAAGUCUUUGAGUAUGGCGUGCGCGGCAUAGUCGAUGAUGUUCUGUCCGGCUUCAACGGCACCGUCUUUGCUUACGGACAGACCGGUUCGGGAAAGACGUACACCAUGAUGGGUACAGACAUCGAGGAUCCAAAGAUGAAAGGCCUCAUUCCUCGUAUCACCGAACAAAUCUUUGCUUCUAUCAUGGUCUCUCCCCCGCAUAUCGAAUACCUCGUCAAAUGUUCGUAUAUGGAGAUCUACAUGGAGCGCAUCCGAGAUCUACUUGCGCCCCAGAAUGACAACCUGUCCAUUCACGAGGACAAGGCGCGGGGAGUGUAUGUCAAGAACCUUUCGGUCCUCUACGUCGGCAGCGCGCCAGAAGUCUACGAGAUCAUGAAGCAAGGCGGCUUGACUCGGGCAGUCAGCGCAACGAAUAUGAAUGCAGAAAGCUCGAGAUCUCAUUCCAUCUUUGUCAUCAGCGUCAAUCAACGCAACACAGAGACAGGCUCCCAAAAGAAUGGCAAUCUCUACCUCGUCGAUCUUGCCGGUUCAGAGAAGGUCGGCAAGACAGGCGCAAGCGGACAGACACUAGAGGAGGCAAAGAAGAUCAACAAAUCCCUUUCUGCCUUGGGGAUGGUCAUCAAUGCCCUCACCGACGGCAAAUCCCAACAUAUCCCUUAUCGCGACUCGAAGCUCACGAGAAUCUUGCAAGAAUCUCUCGGUGGAAAUUCGAGAACGACUCUGAUCAUCAAUUGCUCGCCGAGCAUCUACAACGAAGCCGAGACUAUCUCGACGCUCAGGUUUGGCAUUCGAGCAAAGUCAAUCAAGAAUAAAGCCAGAGUCAAUGCCGAGCUUUCUCCAGCAGAGCUCAAAGCGCUCCUCAAGAAUGCCCAGCGGGAUAUUGCUCAAUAUCAGACCUACAUUGCACUCCUGGAGGCCGAGCUAUCCAUCUGGCGCGCGGGAGGUACAGUCGAUAAAGAAGCGUGGGCAACACUCGAGCGUGCCCGCUCGCAAGGACCAACGCUCGCUCUUGCCAGCACGGAUGUGCCCAGUACGCCCAACCGAUCGACGACGCCCAUUAAUCCUGCUGUUGGGUCUCUGCGUGAUCUAGAGAGUAGACCGCCAACUCCAACCACCGUGUCGCUCGAUCGUGACGAACGAGAAGAAUUCCUCAAGCGAGAGAACGACUUGCAAGAUCAAUUAGCAGAAAAGGAAUCGGCACUUGCGUCACAUGUGGAGCAAUUACGCACGGCCCAGGCCGACUUUGAGGCUUUGCGCGCUUCUGCUUCACGCGAUGCUCAGUCGGUCGGUGGCUUGUCCGCACUCGUCAACGACCUGAGAUCGCAGCUCGAGCGUCUAUCUCACGAGAAUCGGGAGGCCCAGAUCGUCGUCGAUGCGCUCAAGGAUCAGAACGCCGACACGACAGCAGAGCUUGAGGAUGCCAAGCGCCAGAUCUCCGAGCUCAGAAUGCAACAAAGCCGCGGUCUCGGGGGCGACAAGGAGAAGCAGAGAGCCGAGAAGAUGGCUGCUCUCAUGGGCCACUUUGACACAUCUUCAUCGACCGAGCAUGAGACGCAGAUCAGAGAAGCCCUGGAUCGACUCGACAAGUCUCUGGGUGCCCAGCUGCCACACGACAGCAGUGAUCUCGAUCUGCUGAGGCGGCAGAUCGAAGACGGCCAGUCUGCUCUUGCCUCACACGAAGAACGUCUACGCAACAGUCAAGCAGAAAAUGCGGCGCUCUCUCGAAGGAACGAGGAGCUUGAGCAUCGUCUGCGUUCGGCUGGGCAAGGCUACAAAGAUCUUGCAUCGAGUCAGAUGCCUAAAGACGAAAUGGCCACUGCCCAGCAGUUCGGUUCGGACGAGGAGGCCCUGCAGCACCAAAGGGCAUCUGAGCAAGACCUCGUGGACCUUCGCGCUGAUCUGGCCACGAAAUCGGCGGAAAUUGAAGCCCUGAAUGCGAGCAAUGGCUCGCUGCGUUCGACGCUCGAAGAAACAAAGCGUGCGUUUGCGAUCACGACGGCGGGCAUCGAAGGCAGCAAAGAUCUCAUGGAACGCGCUCGCGAUAUGGAGCGCAUUCGCAAGACGAUGGUCACACAGCUUGCAGACUUUGACAAGAUGAAGAAAUCGCUGACUAAGGAUCUGCAAGAUCGAUGCGAAAAGGUGGUCGAGUUGGAGAUCUCCUUGGACGAGACGCGCGAGCAAUACAAUGCUGUGAUCCGCAAUGGCAAUAGUCGACUACAGCAACGCAAGAUGGACUUCCUCACACGCAAUCUCGACCAGCUCACUCUGGUGCAGCGACAGCUCGUCGAGCAGAACGCUUCUCUUAAGAAGGACGUCAGCGUGGCCGAGCGGAAGCUCACAGCGCGCAAUGAGCGCAUUCAGAACCUCGAGCAACUCCUCGCAAACGCUCAAGACAGCCUUGCAGCCCAAAAUACAAAGUACAAUUCUCAGCUACAAGCGCUUCACGACCGGAUCGAAUACGAGCGCGCGCUGAGUACACGAUCGAGUCCUCAAGCCGUCAACGCCGCAUCGGCUGCAAGUGCGCUACAAUUUGGACGUGUCGCCCGACCGCUGCGAGGGGCGGGCAGCGCGACUGCCGAGACGGCGCCAUCACCGCUCAAUGCUUCACUGGCAGCCACGAAUACAGUUCGCUUGUUUGGCUCGCUCGACCCCUGCAAACUUUCAUUUCGGUCGUCUCAGCAUGGCUCUGACUCAAAGGACAAGCAGCCCUUGACAAUCUCACUCGCUCACGCUAUCAAAGUCAAACGUCUCUUCGAGCGAAGUUCAAUGUCAGCGAUGGCAAGCAUGUCAUCCGCACAUACCGCAGCUACUCGACUCAGCGACCAAGGCUCGCCAACCAUCAGACCGAGUCAAGCAGGCGCGUGCGGUCAGACGCUCGAUCAAAGCUACGUGCCGACAGAUUCGGAUGAUGCCAAGUGGUCAGACUUGCUACGACACGCUACAGACUCGGUCAAUGAGGAGCAGCACGUCAGCCGCCUGCAAGCCUCGCGUGCUCGAAGUCUCACCAAUGUCGCUGCUGCCGUCGCUGCUGCUGCUGCCGCCGCUGCUGCCAAUGCAAUCACGCACGAUCAUGCCCAUCCGAGCCAUGAUCCUCUCGCUCCGAGGAGAUCGUCCGCUGUGACGUUCUCGACGACGUCGGAUCAUGCGACUGGCACGCCCUCGUCAGAUCACUCGCUCGCAAGUCAAGCCCAUACGCUCGACAACAAGCCCGUCGGACAGCCCGAUGAGGCUCAGGACAUGAGUCAGACCAUCUGGGGUCGUGCUUGGGCAGGCUCAAUUGCACAGGAUCGCUCGCUGCCAAGUUCGCCAGGCGCCAGACGUGCUUUUGCGCGUGCAAUCGGACGAGACGAUCAAGGCUUCUUGCGAUCUACCAACUCGACAGAGAGCCUGUCGACGCUCGCUGCUCGUCGUCAAGACGCUCUCCGUAAGCUGCCCAAGCACGCUGCCUCGUACAGCAUCGAGCCUCGCAAUCGAUUGGAUGAGCUUGCCGUGUCUGACGAGCUGCGAUCAGACUCAAGCGCCUGGCCUGACCUGGCUUAUAGCGAGCCUCCCUCCCACGUCAGACCGUCACCCUCGGCAGCGAGCCUCACGAGCUUGUAUGGCUCGAGUACGCCAACGACGCCCGCAAGCUCACCUGCGACUGCCAAGCUCGAGCUCGCGGCGGCAACGGAGCAUCAGACACUUGUCAGCGAGCUCCUGUCGCCCCGAAGCCCUCGAGCUCGGCUGCACAUGUCUCAUCAAGAUAAGACCGUCGUACACUCGCCCAGCUCGAAUGGACUCCGUCACGCUGCCGUUGCCGCCAAACAAGCCAGCCCGCUCACCAUCCGACGACACCGUAGCCUGCUGGCCGAUCCACACGAGGACGGCUCGCCCUCACAAGCUGCUUCAGAUUUGUCUACGAUCAACGACAGCUUCGACAGCAACGGACGUGGCAGCGCUGACGACCACCGACGCCGUCGCUCAUUCGCGCCUCCUCCAUCCAGCCACGCUUCCUCACCUCUCUCGUGCUCGAGCAGAGGUGUCUCCGUGCCCGAGACGCUCGCGUACGAUGCCCUCUAUGGCUCCUCGCCCCGCGACUCGGUCGUCAGGUCGCCUGGACAGCAGCGCGAAGUUAAGCACGCUCAGGCUCAGGCUCAGGCACAGCAGGCGCCUUACAUGAGCUGGUCAGGCGCAAACAUUGAAGGCCAAGAUGCGGCGCUUGCUCGACAGUUCCAGCAGAUGCGUGCCUCGCCUCGUCACGCGACUUUGCCACUCGAAGGCGAGGUUGAUCUCUCGCCGCGCUGGUCGCCCUCGUAUGAUCCUCGCUCUCUGCCACCUGCUACCGCAGUCUGGUCUCUGCCGCCCUCACCGCGACCCACGCCGGAUCAAGCGCUUUAUAUGUCUGCCGGUCAAGUCGUAGGUCCCCUGCCUGGCUUGGCCAAUCUGCAAGCAGGCUAUGCAGCGAUGCCAUAUGCUGCGGGCAUAUUGGACCAACAACAGGCCUACGGACCGCAGAUCUUCACAAAGCUAGACUUGUUGCCCCAGCAAGUCGCGCAGACUCAUGUGGACUUGACGACUGCCAUCCAGUCCGAUCGUCAGUUCCAGCCUAUGUACGCCCAAGUUCUGCACAAUUACAGCCACGCUCUCGCAAAGCCAGCCUCGCCUAAUCAGUAUCGUGCCUCGCCACCGGCUAUUGAGCAUCAUGCCAUCGACCGCCUUCAGAGUGACCGCCGCACAGAGUGGCGACUGCAGGACGUCAAAGGCCAGCUCGUCGCAUUCAGCCGCGAUCAGGUCGGAUCACGAUGGAUUCAGGCCAAGUUCGUUGACGCAUCGUCCGCGGAUCGGCUCGCCGUCUUUAACGAGCUCAGCCCUGCCUUGCUCGAGCUGAGCCAGGAUUGCUUCUCGAACUAUUGCUGCCAGCAGCUCUUUGCCCAUGGAACACCGGCACAACGAGCAGAGCUUGUCGGCCGACUCAAGGGUCACGUGCUGCAUCUCUCUCUCAGUCUCUAUGGCUGCCGUGUCAUACAAAAGGCGAUAGAGCAUUGUACACUCGAUCUACAGCUUACCAUCAUGAACGAGCUCCGCGAGCACAUCAUCAGAUGCUCCAAAGAUCUCAACGCGAACCACUGCAUCCAACGUAUCCUCUGCGACGUGCCUGAACAGCAUACGACCUUUAUCGCAGAUGCGUGCCGUGGCCAUGUUGCGCGUCUGGCAACGAACAGCUACGCCUGUCGCGUCAUACAGCGACUCUUUGAGAAUGCUCGUCCGCAGACUCUUCGACCAUUGCUAGAGGAAGCGCUGAACCACUGUAACGCUCUGAUGAACGAUCAAUUUGGUAAUUAUGUCAUACAACAUAUCGUCGAAAAGGGCCAGGACUGUGACCGCAAACGUGUGAUCGCAAGUCUCAAGGGCAAGCUGCUCUCGCACUGCAUGUCAAAGUACGCAAGCAACGUCGUCGAACGCUGCGUCAUGCGUGCUACCGACAAGGAUCUCCAGUGGCUCGUCAAAGAGUCCCUAGACCCUCUGCCUGAUGGCAACUCGCCCAUUGCUAUCAUGCUCGGUGACAUGUUCGCCAACUAUGCGCUGGGAACAAUGCUCAAGACUGUCCGACAUGAGCCAACUCGCUCACAGCUAUGGGAAGAGACUCGUCAUCAGCUCCAAUGCGUCAGACAGCGCGGUGCGACCAAGCAUGUCAAUGCCAUCGAGAAGCUGCUCGAUGCAGCUUGAAUGUCACACAGGUCGAUACAAGGACUGGAAUGUUUACAACGACAACGGACGUAUCUACAGGUUGUGCUGGUGUCAUUGCAACUCAGCGGGUAAUCGCUUGUGGUAGAGAUUGCUCUGCAGAACGAGCAAGAGUCCCUCGAGAGGAAUGGUCAUGCCUUCAUGACACCACUGCGGGAACUUGGACCUUUGCACGCCUAGCCAUUCGAGAGGCGGCGUAGCGUCCCCUAGUAGAUUGAGCUUAGGCUGAUUGAUAACGUUCUCUCGCGCUAUGAGCGUAAGUGGCUCAACAGUAACAGGAAGUGGCUCGUCUGGCUUUCCUCGAUCUGUGAUAGUACCGG